Coffea eugenioides is the source of this 2319-nucleotide messenger RNA. Its product is annotated as U-box domain-containing protein 35-like. NCBI's taxonomy places the organism in Eukaryota, Viridiplantae, Streptophyta, Magnoliopsida, Gentianales, Rubiaceae. Gene Ontology annotation, biological process: protein phosphorylation. The transcript is spliced from 10 exons. The record is from RefSeq and is a predicted model, not a curated record. Bases 1 to 2319 code for a protein of 772 amino acids. Gene Ontology annotation, molecular function: ATP binding; protein kinase activity.
AUGGUAUGCGUGGCCAUAGAUAAAGACAAAGGAAGCCAAUAUGCUUUGAAAUGGGCUGUUGAUAAUCUUGUGGGAAAAGGCAAAUAUGUUACAUUGAUUCAUGUCAAACAAAAACAACCUUCCUCUGCUUCAUUGGUGAGCCACAUUGCUCUUGCUGAUGCUAAUGAUAGCAUUCAAAGAUCAUAUAAAGAUGCUGAUGGCCAAUCCAAGGAGUUGUUCCUUCCCUUCCGCUGCUUCUGCACUCGCAAGGAUAUACGAGUUAAUGAAGUCAUGAUUGAGGAUUUGGACAUAGCAAAAGGCAUAUAUGACUAUGUCAGGGCAAACUUCGUUGAGAAUUUGGUGCUUAGUGCUCCAUCAAAGAGUGCAUUUGUUCGAUUCAAGACUACAGACGUCGCUUCCACUGUUUCCAAGGUGGCACCAGAUUUUUGCAAUGUUUAUACCAUCUCAAAAGGAAAACUCUCAUCAGUAAGGGCUGCCUCCUGUCCAGUUCCAAAUCCACCGCCUCGCCAAGGGCAAAAUCAAGGCACGACAAAUCCUGUCCUUUCUGAUGCACGUCUGAUGCAUGGCAGUGGAGUAAGAGGUUUUUCUCAUGAUAAAUCACCGAUUGUCCCACGAACUCUGGCUGAAGAUAUGGACUCAAUCAAGUCACCAUUUACUAGAGGCAAAACUCAGAAUAGGUCAUCUGGAGACUUCUCAUUGCCAGAUAGCGACAUAUCAUUUAUCAGUUCGGGCAGGUCCAGCAUGGAUCACUUGUUCCCUUUACCUGACAUUCAGGACAUGGCAUUUCCCCCUCGUCUUUCAAAUGGCUCUGAAACAGAGAAUACAUCGAAUUUUGGUUCAUCAUUCUCAGGGCCAAGGACACCUGAUACAAGCGGUUCUGGUACAUUUCCAUCCAGAACACACGAAAAUGGCAGCAUAUCAUGGUCGUCAUCAUCCAGCCAGAGUCAGGAGGAUGUAGAAGCUGAGAUGAGAAGGCUCAAGCAAGAGCUCAAGCAGACAAUGGAGAUGUAUAGCACAGCAUGCAAAGAAGCACUCUUAGCAAAACAGAAGGCAUUAGAGCUUCAACGUUGGAAAAUGGAGGAACAGCAGAAGCUAGAAGAGGCACGAUUAGCUGAGGAAGCAGCACUAGCAAUUGCAGAAAAAGAAAAGGCCAAGUGUAAGGUAGCCAUUGAGGCAGCUGAAGCAGCUCAGAGGAUUGCUGAACUGGAAGCACAAAAAAGAAAGAAUGCAGAAAUGAAGGCACUCAGAGAAGAAGAGGAGAGAAAAAGAGUACUGCAUACGCUAGCACAUGGUGAUGUUAGAUACCGGAGAUACACCAUAGAUGAAAUUGAAACAGCAACGGAUCACUUCUCAGAGUCUCGAAAAAUUGGUGAAGGUGGAUAUGGACCAGUCUACAAAUGUAACCUAGAUCAUACACCUGUUGCAAUAAAGGUACUACGUCCUGACGCAUCUCAAGGAAGGGCACAGUUUCAGCAAGAGGUUGAAGUUCUUAGUUGUAUACGACAUCCGAACAUGGUUCUCCUACUAGGAGCAUGCCCAGAGUAUGGUUGCCUCGUGUAUGAGUACAUGCCAAAUGGCAGCUUAGAUGAUCGUCUCUUCCGGCGAGGACAGACCCCAGUGCUUCCUUGGCAAUUAAGGUUCCGAAUAGCAGCAGAGAUUGGCACUUGCCUCCUUUUCCUCCACCAGACAAAGCCAGAACCACUCGUUCACCGGGAUCUAAAACCAGCCAACAUUUUGCUUGAUCGAAACUAUGUAAGCAAGAUCGGUGAUGUUGGUUUAGCAAGGCUUGUCCCUCCUUCUGUAGCUGAUACUGUAACACAAUACCUUAUGACAUCCACAGCCGGAACAUUCUGUUACAUAGAUCCCGAGUACCAGCAAACUGGUAUGCUUGGAAUAAAAUCGGAUAUUUAUUCAUUAGGAGUCAUGCUUCUUCAAAUUAUUACAGCAAAACCUCCCAUGGGUUUGACUCACCAUGUUCAGAGGGCCAUUGAGAAGGGGAAAUUCGCUGAUAUGCUUGACCCAGCUGUUCCAGACUGGCCAGUAGAGGAGGCCCUGAAUUUUGCCAAGUUAGCUCUUAAAUGCACAGAACUAAGGCGUAAAGAUAGACCAGAUCUUCGUACUGUGGUGUUACCUGAACUUGAUAGGUUAUGGACUCUAGCAGAAGAACGAAUGUCAGGCAUCAUUCCUAGUCCAGCAACCCUAGUGAGAGAAACCCCAAAAUGUGCCUCUCAGGUGAGUUAUGAUCAGCCGCAACAAUCUGGACGUGAAAGUCUAACAAAUGGGUCAAGCGCUCCAACCUUUUCAGAUAGAGAUCAAUGA